Eutrema salsugineum is the source of this 2535-nucleotide messenger RNA. Its product is annotated as lysM domain receptor-like kinase 4. Gene Ontology annotation, molecular function: protein kinase activity; ATP binding. The transcript has a single exon. Gene Ontology annotation, biological process: protein phosphorylation. Bases 580 to 2433 code for a protein of 617 amino acids. NCBI's taxonomy places the organism in Eukaryota, Viridiplantae, Streptophyta, Magnoliopsida, Brassicales, Brassicaceae. The record is from RefSeq and is a predicted model, not a curated record.
GUUAACUAUCUUUAGACUUCUUUAUCUGUCACGGUGUGGUGUGGUGGAGACAACAAUAUCCAUCGGAUAAGGGAGAUUUACUUUAGUGCAGUUUCAUGGUUGUUUCAGAUAAGAAAACUUUGAAUCCUUUCAUGUUUGCUUCUGGUAUCAAAAUGUUUGAUUCAAGAAAGAACUAACCUAGAACACAAAUCAUUAUCAGUAUUUAAGUUUUGUGUCACACGUUUUCGCUUUAGAUUUUAUUGUAUUAAGGCUUUGAGUGGAGUUUCUCAAAUGAGUAAAUAUCGAAAACUAUCAAAAAACAUAAUCGUGUCUUGUGUCAUCUUCCUGUUGAGUCGUCUUUGGCGGCUUCAAAGGGUCUUUCUCUUCCUCAGAUCAAAUGUGCAAAUAUCAAUGGUGUGGUAGGAGUUAAAAGAUAUGGUGCAAAUUUAUAUAUUAUCUAUUCUAAUAAUUGAAUCGUGAAGAGACCAAUUCCCCCACUUGUGUUCAUUUUGACUUUUAAGAAACAGUUGACUUUUUUCCCCAGACGAUUCCUUUAAAUCCAAUUAAAGAACCUUACAACGAAAUCUUGCAGAAUCACAAAUGGUUUCCGACACGAACUCACUUCAACUUCAUCUCCUCUUCUUCUUCCUCUUACUUUCUCUCUCCCCUUUCGCAACUGCGCAACAGCCUUAUGUCGGCACAUCAACCACCGACUGUUCCGUCGUCGAUAACUCAACCUCCGUUCUCGGUUACACAUGUAACGGCCUCAACAAAACCUGCCUUACCUACGUCAUUUUCCGAUCAACUCCUCCUUUCUCCACCGUCUCCUCCAUCUCUUCCCUCUUCUCCGUUGACCCCUCUCUCGUCUCCUCCCUCAACAACAACGCCUCAACAACCUCCUCCUUCCCUUCUGAUCAACAAAUCAUCGUCCCUGUAACUUGUUCUUGCUCCGGCAACAACAACUAUUCUCAAUCCAAUCUCACCUACACGAUCCAACCAAACGAUUCUUAUUUUCGCAUAGCCAACAACACUCUUCAGGGACUUUCGACAUGUCAAGCUUUGGAGAGACAGAACAAUGUUUCGUCUACUUCUCUGUUUCCUGGUAUGAGGAUCGUUGUUCCGAUUCGUUGCGCUUGUCCCACGGCUAAACAAGUCGAUGAAGAUGGGGUGAACUAUCUUGUGAGCUACACAGUGGUUUUUGGAGACACGGUGGAGAUCAUCAGCCAGAGAUUCGGCGUCGAGACGAACAAGACUUUAGUAGCUAACCAAAUGUCUUUUGAAGAUUUUGGAGUUUUCCCUUUCACCACAAUUCUUGUUCCUUUGCAGAAUCCUCCUUCAAAUCUCAACUCUCUGGCUCCUCCUCCUCCUCCUCCUCCACCGUCUCCUCCGCCUCCAUUGUCGCCGGACGGUGGGAAAUCGAAGAGAACUUGGGUUUAUGUUCUUGCCGGAGUUCUUGGAGGAGCUUUGGUUUUGACUGUGAUUGGUGCAGCCAUUCUCUGUGUGGUCAAGAAGAAAUCUAAAAAAGAAGAAGAAAGGGCAAAUCUCGAUAGCUUCACGGCCAAGAAACCACCGAUCUCCGAUCAAGAAUCAGAGUUCGACCCGUUGGAUGGUUUAUCAGGUAUGGUGGUUGAUACCUUAAAAGUUUACAAAUUUCACGAGCUGCAAUCUGCGACGAGCGAUUUCACUUCCUCUAGCUCGAUCGGAGGGUCAGGGUACAUCGGAAAAAUCAACGGCGAUGGUGCAAUGAUCAAGAAAAUCGAAGGGAACGCAUCCGAGGAGAUAAACUUAUUGUCGAAACUUAACCAUUUCAACAUCAUCCGUCUCUCUGGAUUCUGUUUCCAUGAAGGAGACUGGUACUUAGUCUACGAACACGCUUCUAAUGGGAGCUUAAGCGAUUGGAUUCACGCGAAAUCGUUCUUGAGCUUGGCUCAAAGAUUGCAAGUGGCUUUAGACGUAGCAACGGGGCUUAACUAUCUACAUGAUUUCGCAGAUCCUCCUUACGUUCAUAGGGAUUUAACCAGCGGAAAUAUCUUCCUCGACUCUGAAUUUCGAGCAAAGAUUGGUAAUUUAGGUUUAGCAAGAUCGACUGAAAAAGGUGGAGAUUACGUUUUGACGAAACACGUGCAAGGAACAAGAGGGUAUUUAGCUCCUGAGUAUUUAGAACAUGGGUUGGUUUCGACUAAGCUUGAUGUUUAUGCUUUUGGUGUUGUGUUCUUGGAGAUUGUUACUGGUAAAGAAGCUUCUGAAUUGAAGAAGGAGAUCGACGAAGGCGUUGCAAUGGAGGAGAUCUUGAUUCGUGGAAGCUUCUUACCUGAAGGAUUAGUGAGUUUUGUGGUUAAAUUGGUGAUUGAUUGUUUGAAAAAAGAUCAUUUGAAUCGUCCAUCAAUGGAUGAAAUUGUUUUGUCUCUGUCCAAGAUCUUGACGGCUUCGAAAAGCUGGGAAUCAUCGUAUUAAAUUUAAGGCCCAAUAUGUUUUGCGCUUAUUGACCCAAUAGAAUAUAUUUUUUUUGUUUUUGUUGCCGGUGUUGAAUACAACAACUCAAAAGGAUUAUGGAUG